UCUCUUUUGGAACGUAGACUUCUUCCUAUGUCACAUUCCGCGACACGUUGCUGCGCUUUCUGUUGUAAAAAACUACGAUUAUCGGCUCUACCUUAAAUUUUGCUUGAUUACAGUUUGAAAGCAGUGUUUUAUUUCAACAAUGCAUCAAAUACCACAGCUACCUCGACUCCCCGGAUUUAACUUUGAUCAUAAUAUCGGCCGCACGAGGUUCCACAGGUCCCAGCUGUUCGACAGGAUCCACGGGGACGUGUAUUACCUGGCGGAGAAGCCCAAGUCCUCGAAGCACAGCCGCUAUCCGGCGAUUUACGCCUGGGGCGAGGAGCCGCCGAGCCCGCCUUGGCUUGCUCUCGACGGUCAGAGGCUUAUGUUCAAAGCCUAUUUUCAAGAAAGCGUCCAUGAAAGACGAGAACCUUACAGAAUCCGCCUUGUCGACAUCAGCUUUUUUCUCGAAGACGGCACGAUGAAGAUCUCCGAACCGGCCGUCGACAAUAGCGGACUUGAACAGGGAGUGUUGGUCCGGCGUCAGAGGAUCCCAUUACCCGACCCUGUCAAGUACAGAUAUUUCGACAUACUCGAUCUCAACAUCGGAAAAGAGCCGCAGAUUUACGGCCGCGUUUACAAAAUCAUCGACUGCGAUAAAUUCACAAGGAGAUUUUUGAACCGCAUGGGAAUACCCGUUCCCGAUCCUCUUCCGGCGCCCGCUGAUCCUACUUACGAACGACAAAAAAGUGCUACUGUAUCGGAAAAAUCGCACCAGAAAAAGCCCGAUAGCCUAGGAAAUUUCUUGAAAUUCGACAGAAAAGUCCUGAGGUUUUUCGGAUACUGGGACGACAGCGACAGUCCAUACGGCUACGUACACGACCUGGAGAUUUUGUACUACUUGGCUGACGACACGAUAGAGAUACUGGAAAAUUUGCCGACCAAUUGCGGACCGUCGAGCAAAUCGACUCUCGUCAAAAGGUUGAAAAUUCCAAAGUUUUUCACGAGUUUAGAACCGGUAGGAAGCAGCGACCCACUGACUAUUUUGAACGUGCUCGGCGAGAGCACGACUAGAAGCUACUACAUCGCCGACAACUCGUACUGUAAGAAGUCGUCUGCCGAUUAUUACAAGGAGUGCGACCUCACGAUCGGCGCACAGAUUAACAUUUUUGGCCGCAAGGUUGUCAUAACGGAUCUUGACAACUUUACCAAGGAGUAUUACAGAAACAAAUACGGUUUGGACGACUUUACUCCUCUGGAUCAGCCCGGCAAACGAAGAGAGCAAUCGAAGAAUCCUGUUAAGUAUGUCCCGCCUUACAAUGGCUUCGGAAGUUACGAGGAUUCGCUCGUGAACUGCUUCUCGAUGGUGCCUAAGCGCCCGAAAGUUAUCACCGAUAAAUUCUAUCAAUACGACAAUCAGGAGAACGAUAAUCGCAUACUCAGAUUCGGGUGCAAAAUGAUAUCCGACAUUCCCGACAAUACAGACAGAUGCUUCGUUAUUAGCGUUUACUUGCUGGAUAACACUGUGGCGGUCUUCGAAGUCGGGGCUAAAAAAGCUGGACACACGAAGAGUCUGUUUCAAAAGAGAACACGACUUCGCCUACCCGGGCAGAACAUGUUUAGCAGCGAAGAGCCAAAGUACUACGAACCUCAGGAUUUCUUCGUCGGCACCACCGUCAAUCUGCAAGGCUUCCGAUUUCAGAUAGAAACUGCAGACGAGCGCACGUUCAACUACAUGGAACAGCAUUGCAACGAGUUCCCGAAAGCCAAUGUGAAAUUCAUCAUGGACAAAGUUCGAGACCAUCUGAAAUCGGUAUACCGAGAAUUCAUCGGCGAAUACUCACCGCUUAAGAACGACGAUCAUCCCCCGGUAUUGAGGCUUUCUUGUUUGAGAGAAGCAUUAUACAAUUACCUCGGCGACCAUAUUACGGAGCACGAAGUAAUGACGGUGGCUCGUCACUACUCCUUCCGUGAACAUAAGGAAGUUUGUCCUCGCGAGUACGUAAGAGCUUUGGUGCAUACGGAGCUGACUCGUCACGUUUGGAAUGAACUGGACAGGCUCGAGGAAGACAUUCGCGAGUGGGACAGAGAAAGGAUUGGAUACUUGAAUCGCAAUCAACUUUAUACUAUAUUGCGCGCUAGCAGAAUCCCUCUUCAAAAAGAACUGAUCAACCUGAUGCUUGAUCGUCUUCACAAAAACGAGCAAGGAAAACUCGAUUAUCAGGAUCUGUUGAAGUUUGUCAACAUAGCGGUGGAUCCACUCCCUCCAAUGCCGCCGAUAAAUGUGAAAGAACUCUACUGGACAACUGAAGAGACGCCCAAAAGCUGCAGAGACAUCGACUGGUGUUUGUUCUUAAAAGACCUUGGCUUGGAACAACAAUUGAAGGAAUUAGGUUCUCCGACAAAUGAUAAGUAAAUGCCAUUUUUAUAUUAAUUGAAUGGUAAUUUUUUAUAAUCUUUAGAUAACCUUUUUACGAUAAACUUAUCGUGCAAUAUACGUACCUUGAAAAAUA
Messenger RNA from Nasonia vitripennis (jewel wasp), 2492 nucleotides. RefSeq names its product EF-hand domain-containing family member C2. Gene Ontology annotation, biological process: regulation of neuron projection development. Gene Ontology annotation, cellular component: microtubule. The coding region runs from base 140 to 2395 and encodes 751 amino acids. The record is from RefSeq and is a predicted model, not a curated record. Lineage: Eukaryota; Metazoa; Arthropoda; Insecta; Hymenoptera; Pteromalidae. The transcript has 14 exons.